Molecule: messenger RNA, 1983 nt
Organism: Talaromyces proteolyticus
Lineage: Eukaryota; Fungi; Ascomycota; Eurotiomycetes; Eurotiales; Trichocomaceae
Exons: 1
Coding region: 1-1983 (660 amino acids)
Biological process (GO): response to xenobiotic stimulus; regulation of DNA-templated transcription
Molecular function (GO): DNA-binding transcription factor activity, RNA polymerase II-specific; zinc ion binding
Source: RefSeq, a predicted model, not a curated record
AUGUCAUCGGCUCCGAACGACACUAGCCUCAGGCCUCGCAUUCGCAUAAGACAGGCAUGCCAAUCAUGUCGGAAGCGACGAAGAAAAUGCAAUGGUCUGUACCCGUGCAGUCAGUGUGUAGCUUAUUCAUACGAGUGUGAAUAUCUACAGGGCCAGCAAGAUCAUCGCCCAUUUCGACGUCAAUCAUCGGCCGACAACCAUACUGACCAUGAUAAAUCGAUAUGCACCAAUCCUACUACAGACCAACACCGAAAUCAUCAAGCUGAGGAGUCAAAUAUUAUGAAGGAACAUGCACAUGACAGAAAUACAGCACACAUGGAAAACUCAGGAUCAUCGCCAUUCAUCCAUUUUCCAUCAAACUCACCCAAAACCAGCAACCUAAACAAAAACACCGACUAUGGCAAAGCGGAGCCUCGACCAGCUGUUGAUGCUGCUAAAGGCAGAUUUUCAAACCCACACAGCGGUAUCUUAUUACCCCGAAGAGUGAGUCGGUCCAUAGAUCUUCCAAUCGAGCUUCGAUUUCAUUCAUAUGGAUGGAAUGUAAACACCAGACCAGAGCCGUCUGCAGUAGUGAAUCCGGUCGUGUGCCGCUGGCUCAGUUUCCAAAAUGUCACUCUCUAUAGUGACAUCUUUUUUGAAGUAGUGGAUCCGGUCUACCACUUCAUCAGUAGAAAGCGAUAUUAUGAGCGAUGUGCGGAUAUGUGGGAGAAGGCGACUGCCUUGGUAAUGAGAGCAUCACCGCAGUGGCUAGAUCUUGAGGCACUAGUUGCUGGAGUCAUUAGUCUCGGCUCUUUUUUUGCCGAGGACCCUUCGCCUUUAGAAUCCCAACUGGUGGACCAUGCUAAGAAAAUCCUCGAUGUUGGCUGUGCAUGUGCUCCGGGAAGACUGUCUCUUGAUCAGACGGCAGGGUGGAUUCUGAGGACUCUGUACUUGCGCCUUACCACACGCCCCCAUCUUGCCUGGUAUGCAUCCUGUUCGACCAUGCACGUUGUGGAGGCGAUGGGAUUACAUGUUGACUUGAGCAAUGUUGACCUGGCUGCGAACGAGCGUCGUAUGAUGACACCGGAAAUACUUGCUUCCCGGAAGAAAUUAUUGGAGUGUGCGACUUUUCUCAAUGCUAUCAUUUCUGCUGACUACGGUCGAUCGCGUGUUGUUCUCCAAGAAUUUCCAACAGUCGCUGCAAACCCUGUCACGGAUUUAGGCUCAAGCACGGGCUUGAUGAAAUUGGCUCAAAUAUUGUCGAGUUUAGACACGAGCCUCUCCGAUGCAUCUCGAAUUGAUAUUCUUUCCACUGUGAAGGCGUUACCUGACGAGCCGCCAGUCUUUGUCCUGCUCAAGACCGAUGUUGCUAUUCAUAUGUUUCGGAAACAUGUUCGCCUCGAAAGUGAAAAACUUCCAGAUUCACAGAGUAAACUCAUGUUGAGCCUCAUAAGGUCUGCAUUGUCCGAGGUGCGAUGUCUAUUGCCUUUCCGACACGCGUGGUGGAAUAUACUCUGUACACCAUUUCAAUCUUUGAUGGUUCUGCUGGCUAUGGACUCAGACGAAAGUCUUGUUUUAAUUAACGAGGCCAUGUCGAUCUUGCAGGCUGUUCAUGCAUUAUUUCCCACCUAUUUGGCAGCCGAAGCGUUCCACACGGCACAAACCCUUGUCAAGGGACUUAAAAAGCGUAAAAUGAGACAAGUCCAAUUUCUUGAAAAUGAAUAUUCUCUUUCCAACCCAAAACAAUUGAACUUGACAGGGAGUUGUGAUAGCAACAACAACAUUGAUGGUAUUAAUGUCAAUCUCUCCAUGGACCCGGCGACAAAUUUGUCAAAUUCAUCCGAUGGAGAAUCUACUAUACUCAACGAGGCAGAGACACUGCUUACUGACUGGUUUUCUGGGGCUUCAGAUUUGGAUCAGUUGUUGAACAUGGAUAUCUUUAGUCCAAACGGUGGGCAGGUGUUGUAUGGGGGAGAAGCCAUGGAUUUGUUUAAUUUUCCGUAG